AUGAUCGAAUUACAUGAUUUAUGUCCUGAUGAAUCACUUGAUAGUACGUCUUCGUCGAAUACUGAUCAUUCAUCUUCAAUUAUUGCUUCAUCUCUUGGUCAAUGCUCAUCGAGUAAUAUUAAAUAUAAUCCGUUAAAUAUAAAAUUAUUUUUAAAAGAACAACCAGAAAAAUACUUGCUUGUCGACAAUCACAAAGUGAAUAAUUCAAAACCAUCUCCCUGUUGGAAUCGAUUUGCCCUUCCUGCUGUAAAAAUUGAAAAUAAUCGUAAUGUUGUUAUUAAAAAUUUUGCAACGUGUCGAUCUUGUUAUGCAACUUAUGUAUAUACAUAUGGAUCAACCAAAUCAUUAAAUUCUCACAAAUGUACCAAAGAAUCAUCAUCAACAUCUACAUCACCUAGUACUAAAUCACCAUCUUUGAAUUUUAAAAUAAAUCGAUCUUUUUCUGAAAAAAAAAAGACGUUAACAUCAUUAGUUGCACUAUGGGUAUGUCAAAGUAUACGUCCUAUAAGUAUUGUUGAAGAUGAAGGUUUUCUAAAUAUUAUCAAACAAUGUGUUAGUUGGAAUGGUGGUCCAUUUAAUAAUAUAAAUGGUAAUGAUAUAUUACCAUCAAGAUCGACAAUCACAAGAGAAAUUAAUCGACAAGCAAAUGAUAUUCGUGAACGUCUAGGUGUUGUAUUGAGAAAAGCAGCUAAACAAGAAUGUUUAGCUAUAAGUCCAGAUUUAUGGAGUGAUAAAUUCAAACAAAACAGCUAUCUUGGACUAACUGCUCAUUUUGUUGACGAUCAGCAUAUUUUACAUUCUAUUGAUCUUUGUUGUGAACCAUAUAAUGAAUUAGAUAAAACAGCAGGGAACGUAUUAAAGUCAAUUACGGCUGCUCUUUCUCGUUUUGGACUUGAUCAAUUAAUGAAUGAAAUAAUUUUUGUUUGUGAUCGUGGUAGUAAUCUAUUAAAAGCAUUAGAAGAUUAUCAAGUGGUUCAUUGUUUUCCUCAUAGACUGAAUAAUAUAAAUCGAAAUGAUGAUCAAUCCAAUUGGAAUAAUUCAAAUGAUGAUGAUAAUGACUCUCUUAUGUAUUAUGAUGAUAGAGAUUCAAGUGAAAGUGAAUCUGAUGAUGAUAUUGUUCUUGAUGAGAAAUUUGUUGAAUUAGCUUUGAGAAGUUUAUCAUCAUCACCAGCAGAACGUGAUCAUAUUAAUGUCUUAGAAGAAAAUCUACCACCUUAUGCUGCUCAAAUACUAGCAACAAUAGUUCGUUGUAAACAAUUAUGUUGCUAUGUAAAAAGGGUUAAUUGGAAUCCUAUGCUGGAAGCAUUAAAAAA
Messenger RNA from Rotaria sordida, 1313 nucleotides. NCBI's taxonomy places the organism in Eukaryota, Metazoa, Rotifera, Eurotatoria, Philodinida, Philodinidae. The record is from the annotation of a GenBank genome assembly.